Bipolaris maydis ATCC 48331 is the source of this 803-nucleotide messenger RNA. RefSeq lists its product as uncharacterized. Gene Ontology annotation, biological process: intracellular iron ion homeostasis; iron incorporation into metallo-sulfur cluster. Lineage: Eukaryota; Fungi; Ascomycota; Dothideomycetes; Pleosporales; Pleosporaceae. Gene Ontology annotation, molecular function: ferroxidase activity; ferric iron binding; ferrous iron binding. The record is from RefSeq and is a predicted model, not a curated record. Gene Ontology annotation, cellular component: mitochondrion.
AUCACCACCAAGCAUCCAUCGCACGCUACACUGUACUAUUACUGUUCUUAUACUUCUCUUUCUCGUGCACAAUCCAGUUCACAUUUCAUCAUGAGACCAGCAGCCACUCGCUUCGCCAGUGUGGUCGCUCGUCGUGCACUGCGCUCGCCGCUUCGCGACCAAUUGCUUGUUGGUCGCGUCAUCGCCAGCAGAGCUCCAGCUACUACCAACACAACAUGCUUCCGUCCCUUGCAUGCAUCCGCAAGCCUGCGGAGCAUCAUGCCUGACUCCGAGGACCCAAAGCCACCGGAGCUUCCCUCCCAAGAAACGCCAAUCAAAGCGACCGACAUCUCAAUGCAAGAGUUCCACGAGCGCGCAGACCACUACCUGGGCGAGCUACAGCAGAGGCUAGAGGAGGCACAAGAGAACGACCCGGCCAUUGAGGUGGAUUACUCGUCUGGCGUCCUCGAGGUCACAUCCCAGAACAACACAUUUGUCUUGAACAAGCAACCUCCAAACAAGCAAAUCUGGCUCAGCUCCCCCAUAUCUGGACCAAAGCGUUUCGACUGGGUCGUGUCCCAAGAAGGUAUGGGCGAAAAAGAAGGAUGCGGUAUUGGAGACUGGGUAUAUUUGCGAGACGGCAGCUCGCUCACCGAGAUUCUGAGGAAAGAGCUGGGUGUUGAUGUCAGCGUUGAUGACGAGGUUCCGCGCUAAUGGAGCAGAUAAUGGCCACCAACAUUUGCUGUAGCACGUGGCUCAGACCGCACAUCCUGGGAAUGGGUAGUCCAUAGCCAAGUAGCGACCAGUCCAGAAUUGUUAUGUGC